GCGUGUCCCUGCAGCCUGCAUCAGCAACACUUGUUCUGAGAGAUGGCAGGAAUUAUGUUGAUGGUCUUGGCGGCGGUGUGUGUAAUGGCGGUGAAUAGCCUGGCCCCACCACAGGCCCCGCCACCGGGCCCGGUUCUCGGCCCCGGUGGCAUACCUCCAAUUGAGUUUUGGGAGUGUCCGUCUGGGUUCAGCGUGCGGAAGGCCGUCGGCCGUACUAGACAGGCCUUGAACGUCGUCAGGUUCCAGGAUGUUCUAACAAACCGAGGCGCCUGGUCUCAGAGUGACAGCAAGUUCAUCGCCCCCUGCCCGGGCACCUACUUCUUCACUUUCCACGCCCAGUCCUCUGAAACACAAGACUUCACGCUGGCACUCAUGAAGAACGGGGUGUACCAGGUGACGGCGUACGGCAGCAAGAACGGCUACCAGCAAGGUUCUAACUCUGCUCUCCUACAGCUCGAAACAGGUGAUGAAGUCUACCUGUAUCUACAACAGGGAGAACUCUACGAACACCCACAUGAUGAGUCCUACACCACCUUCUCGGGACACCUGGUCGAAAAGAUUAGACCAGAAUUUUAAGUUGAAUUAAUAUCGAGAAGCAUGUACCGUUAUGUCUGAAAUAGCGACUAAGCGACGAUCAUAAGAUUAAUUGAACAUAAUUUAACUAUAUGGAAAACAUUAAUGUUGUUCGUGUUCGUCAAUAAAUAAGAUAAAAUAU
Messenger RNA from Homarus americanus (American lobster), 715 nucleotides. RefSeq names its product complement C1q-like protein 4. The record is from RefSeq and is a predicted model, not a curated record. Bases 43 to 576 code for a protein of 177 amino acids. The transcript has 5 exons. Lineage: Eukaryota; Metazoa; Arthropoda; Malacostraca; Decapoda; Nephropidae. Gene Ontology annotation, molecular function: protein binding.